This is a messenger RNA of Penicillium chermesinum, 624 nucleotides long. Its product is annotated as ubiquitin-like protein ATG12. The record is from RefSeq and is a predicted model, not a curated record. Gene Ontology annotation, biological process: autophagy of mitochondrion; autophagosome assembly; C-terminal protein lipidation. The transcript has 3 exons. Gene Ontology annotation, cellular component: phagophore assembly site membrane; cytoplasm; Atg12-Atg5-Atg16 complex. NCBI's taxonomy places the organism in Eukaryota, Fungi, Ascomycota, Eurotiomycetes, Eurotiales, Aspergillaceae.
CUGGACAAUAUUGGCAAGUUCAGUCUGAAUAUUGGUUCUGCAGAAUCUUCCGUCAAUGCCUUGGAGUUAGAAAAUAGACGCAAAUGCUUAUUUGACUUCUAUCUGGCAGAGUUGAUCCGCCCUUGUCCUCCCCGAACGGCCCGGGCAACAACCCCCCACCAAAGCGGACCCAAACCUCAACUAACUCAUACACUCCACACUCCACCACGACAGCCAGCCCCCAAAAUGGCCGAUAAUCCAAUCCCAGACGAUGAACAUGGCGCCGACCUGCCUAUGAACAUGACUGCGUCGGUCAUGCUGAGUGGGCUGCCCCGUGAUGCCCAUCAGGCGCUUGCUGACGUUGAAGCUAUUGAUUCUGGUAAAGUGACCGUACGCUUUCAACCUUUGCCAUCGGCGCCAAUACUCAAGAAUCGGGUAUUCAAGAUCAGCGCUUCUCAAAAGUUUGAGACCGUAGUCAAGUUCCUCCGCAAGAAACUCGACUGCAAAGACACCGAUUCUGUUUUCUGCUACGUCAAUAGCGUAUUUGCGCCUGGUCUCGAUGAGGGGGUUGGGGGUCUCUGGAGAUGUUUCAAAACUGAUGAUCAGUUGAUCGUCGCUUAUUCGAUGACGCCGGCAUUCGGCUAG